UAUUGAAUCGGUUGUCAAUCAGAAUUCAAAACGAAAAAUCAUUUGAAAAAUGAAAGUUUCAAUUGUUUUGUGCGCUUUUGUCGGCGUUUCUCUGGCCAGUCCUUUGCUUGAAUUACAAAGUUAUGGAAAGGCUGUUAACACCGGACGAUCACAAGUCACACGAAAGGAUGACGGACACGGAAACUAUGAGUUUGCUUACGACGAGGAGCACCACACCGGCGGAACCUCAAGACGCGAAAAGGGAGGCAAAGGAUGGCAAACCGGUUCAUACGAAUUGAGAGACAGAGAUGGACGCAAAAGAACCGUCAAAUACGUUGCUGACGCUCACGGUUUCAGAGCUCAGGUCGACACCAACGAACCCGGUGUUGAUGCUAAAGAAGAUCCCGCAGAUGUAUCCAUCAACAAGAAUGGUUACUCGCAGUUGCAAUUGGCUCAACCCGUUUACAUUGCUAAGUCUGAGCCGCAAAUCAUCUCAUACGCCGCACCUAAGCUGAUCAGCUAUGACUCGGGUCUUAACCUCGAAUCCGGCAAAAGCUGGGCCUCAGGUUAUGACGCUCAAUGGUCUGGACCUUCAAUCGAGUCCUCAGGACAUGGAUACUCAAAAUGGUAGAUAUUUAGACAAAUUAGCAUUGGUUUCACCGACUUCUCGUCAAUAAAUAAUUAAAUAAUAUUAAAAUAUUAAUAUUAUA
Oppia nitens is the source of this 689-nucleotide messenger RNA. RefSeq names its product adult-specific rigid cuticular protein 15.7-like. The record is from RefSeq and is a predicted model, not a curated record. Gene Ontology annotation, cellular component: chitin-based extracellular matrix. The coding region runs from base 50 to 610 and encodes 186 amino acids. The transcript has 2 exons. Gene Ontology annotation, molecular function: structural constituent of chitin-based larval cuticle. Lineage: Eukaryota; Metazoa; Arthropoda; Arachnida; Sarcoptiformes; Oppiidae.